Molecule: messenger RNA, 3332 nt
Organism: Porites lobata
Lineage: Eukaryota; Metazoa; Cnidaria; Anthozoa; Scleractinia; Poritidae
Source: the annotation of a GenBank genome assembly
GCCAUUGCAGGUAAUUCCGACAAAAAGGGAGAUAUAACACAGGGAAUUCCUAUGCCACAGUUUUCUUUUGAUGCUGAAGGUUUAUCGUCCACGGCUGCUGUGAUUCCAACACAUUCACGCGGAAAAAAUAUCGCAGCUACCGACCUUGAGGCGCUUUUACAUAAAGCUCUCGAUAGAGCUAGUGGGGAUGACAUGGAAGGCCGAUCGGCCUCCGGUGGUGGAAAAGAUAUGGUACGUAUAUGGCACAAAACAAUAUAAUGCAAUGUAAUAUAAUGCAAUGCAAUACAAUACAAUACAAUACAAUACAAUGCAAUGCAAUGCAAUGCAAAUGCAAUACAAUGCAACACAAAACAAUACAACCCAAAAACAAUACAAUACGAUACAGUACAAUGCAAUGCAAUACAACGCAACGCAAUGCAAUGAAAUACAGUACAAUACAAUGCACUGCAACGUAAGGCACUACAACGUCAUGCAAUACAAUAUCAAGUUUACUUGAAUACAUAUACUAAGCUAUGCACCAUGCAUCACCUACCAAAUCCAACUUAAGCACUGAGACGGGGAUUACGCACCAGUUACUUUUUCUAUAGCCUAUGUAUAGCUGCACCCUCCCCCCGACAAACGAAAAACAUUUUUCCUUUGUCGGGGGGAGGGCGCGGCUACUCGUAAGCUACGUUUCCUAACGAGUCAAUUUGUGAAACAAAGGACCAUUCGUUAAUCUAACAGAUUUGUCAAGAUUAACUUUCUGUCUCGCUUAGCUAAUACAAACUGGUAAUUACUGCACGUUCAAAAACACCACGAUGUACGAAAAAAUGAAAACCUCACUCACUCCCUCAAUCACUGACUUGAUCCUCUAUACUGCGUGUCUUCUUGCGCUUUAUGCCACACAAGGAUAUUCACAUAACUUUUUUCGAAUGUCUAAUGCCAAGUUUCUUACAGUAGCCUAUGAUUUUUCCUUGAUAAAUAUAAGUAACUCGUACUUUAAUCAGACUGACCAUUCUUGUUUAGAAGUGUUCCUUCUUUAUCAUCGUUUUCCCUUCAGGAAGAUGAAGAUGAAGAAAAAGAGGACACCAAUACGUCUGUCUCACCGAAAGCCAGUGAGUCCCCCCAACAUCAGCAUCUUUCUUUUCAUGAAAGUGCGGACAAGAGAAACGAGACAUUUGUAGAUUAUCCUAAGAAACGAAGGCUUCCGGAAAGCAGUGAACAAUUUGAAUCAGAAAGACAGAGCGCAAAUUACUAUCGCGAUGAUUUUGCCAAAGAAUUCAUGCCAAGAGAAAGAAGUGCUGAUAAGAAUGAUGUAGAAAAGAAAAGCAAACCUUUUCAUAGAAAUCUUUCAAAGGUUGCUGACCCUAAGAAAUCGAACUUAACAGAAAGUGAUGAUGCUUUUAUGGCCAACGAAACAUUUGCUGAAAAUAUCCGUGAUAAUAAUUUCCGAGGCGAAUCUAACAAAAUCAAGGCAAAUCAAUCGCUGUUUGAUGGACCGCGAUCACCAGACAUGAAUUCAAAGUUUGAAGACACUGAAGUCAACAAUGGCGGAGAAACAGCCAACCCUGUUGUGGAAAGCUCAAAAAUGACAGUUACAGGGGAAAACAAAUCUAUAAAAAGAACGAAAGAACAAGCCGAAGCACAGCUGGGAAGUGGGGAUCAGCUAGUUGAGCAAACCCAAUUUAGAGGAGAUGUGCGUAAGGAAGAAUCAUCGGACAUUUCUGUCCUUGAUGAAGAUUAUGGUUCCGGGGAGAACAGCGGUCAAUAUGUCAAUGAAAAUGCUCAAAGUCCUGAAAAUGACCAGGAAAGAUACUAUAACAAAAUGGCAAAACAAGAUAAUAUUAUCCAGGAAUCGACAAAUGCGGCAUCAGGGGAUAAAAUCGAUGGAAAAACAGGUGUGAAUAACGCUGGGAAUUACAAGGAGGCAAAACUAAAUGAAGUGCCUUUCGAAAAAAAUAGGACAGACACAUUGCAGUCAGAUGAGGCAGUUGACGCUAAUGAACUAAAAAGCAAGCUUGCGAACAAGGCUGACAUUGAUACUCCUGAAAUAACUGGGGAACAUUUGGACCAGGGCUCUACAGUAGACUAUACCAAUGAAGAUUCUAGGGAGGAAUUCCUCCCAUCGAGGACACAGUCUGUCUCAAACAAUCCUGAAUCUACCAUUUCAGAGAAAGACGUUGGAAAAAAUUACAACGUACCGGACGAGCAGACUAAUUUUCAGGAUUUCCAAAGAAACCAACUAGGCAAUCCGGGUCAACCUGUUAUUAAUGCGACAGUUGACAAUUCAGGUGAAAAUACCAUUGUCCAGGAAACAAUGGGAGAAAGUUCUAGGGCACAAGAACAAGGUCCACUGAGUGACAACACAAGUUUUAUAGACGCGCCCUCUUCAACUCAUGACACGAAUUCAGCAGGCAUGGACACAGAAGGUACACAGUUUUCAGAUCUCUAUGGGGUUUCCUCUCGAGAAAACACCACUGUAGAUGAUGAUUCCGACGAGAUUCCAGUGUACAUGUUAUCGUCACCAUCAAGUACUAAGGAUUCGUUCAAUGGAGAGGAAAGCACUGGGUCACCCAUCUUUACAGCUCCGACUUCGUCCGUGUCGACUUCAUCUUCAUUCUCAUAUUCUGAACCAUCGACACUCCCAUUGGGGGAUGGUUCAUUUUCUUCAAUAGACGAUCCCUCCGAAGGCGAUCAGUCCACUUUUCAGAGAGAAAGAAGUAAGUGGUCGAAGAAAAAAAGAAAAAAAAAUGCUUAAACACAAUCCAGACCUAAGUGUGUCCUUUUUGCUAUUGACACAGAAAUGGUACCCCAGUCGAGCCAGGCGAUUUCUCAUGUAUUUUAUUACUUUUUUAAGUGACAUCUUCUAUAAGUGUUUUACAUUUCCACGCCUAUCCGUAAACCAAACUUCUAAUCGUCCCUUGGUGAUUACAAGACAACACCCCUAAAUCAAUUUAACAUUACGGGCUUAAACCGCCUUAUGCUGAUCUUGUUGUCUAAAAAUGCAAUUGAAAACAUUUCCAUUGGAGUCACGCAGACCCCAGCCUGAAUUUCAGACGUCACUCAUAUACUCCCUAAAGAUUAGGCGACUUGAAGGGAUGUCUGAAAUUCAGGCUACGCGGGAGUUUUCGUUUCGGUAAAUAUUUCAGAGGAAGUAUCAGAUUGGACAACUUUCCGCUACACUUGCCCAGACUUUCAUAAAUUCAAGUAUUUCACCUUCUUUUUAUUUGUCCUCUUUAGAUGGAUUUCAAAAAGACAUGCUUGACGACCCGGUAGAGGAGUCCUUAGACGCCGCUGUUGACAGUAGAAGAUCCAACGUGGCUGUUGCUUAUGAGGCGGUUGCUGACAGUUAG